Puccinia triticina is the source of this 627-nucleotide messenger RNA. RefSeq lists its product as uncharacterized. The transcript has 5 exons. The record is from RefSeq and is a predicted model, not a curated record. The coding region runs from base 1 to 627 and encodes 208 amino acids. NCBI's taxonomy places the organism in Eukaryota, Fungi, Basidiomycota, Pucciniomycetes, Pucciniales, Pucciniaceae.
AUGUUGCACACAAACUCCGACUGGACAUUCACCACGGGUCCACGAGCGGAGGACCUGGGUGCCCAGCUCCAAGCCGACUUGGAAACCAACUCCAAAACAGAGUCAAGCUGGCUCCAAACCAAUCGGAAACAUCUCCAGACAUGGACUGACGUGGCAGUUUGCAGCUCGCUUGGGAAACCAGCUGCGAGCCGGCUGCUGAUUGUGCCUCAGCCAGCUGCUGUCAAAAAUCUGCAAAUUCCAAACGGUUUUAAACCGGAAGCCGGUGACCCGGAGCUCGGGUCCGGGCAUGAGGUCAAGCCGAACCCAAUCUGUGGAUACCCCGAGGAACUAUCUGAUCUCCAAGAUGGAGGCUGCCCCGUAGGAUGUUCACUAAUCCAGGCUGACGAUCUCGUCGAAUGGAAAAUCAAAAUAACUGGUCCGGCAGAAACUGUAUUCGAACAUGAGACUUUCGUGCUGCGUUUUAGAUUCUCUCCCCAAUAUCCUAUCGAAGCACCCGAGGUCGUCUUCGUCGUUAGUCCAUCAAUUGGAACCAAUCACUCUGAGAAUCAGCCUGAAGAGGAGAGGUGGAUAGCGCCAGAACAUCCGCAUAUCUAUGUUUGUACGAUUCGAUUCACUUUAUCUGGUUGA